GUGCUUUGUUGACCAAAUUGGAGGAAUGUUUUGCAACCAGAUAAUUCUAAAGUUUAAUUAAUAUUUUGUCAAAAUGUCUUUUAGCAUACAAAAUGAUCCGAGAGAAAAUUUGAAUACGCUAGAUGACGAAUUAGAAAAUUUCCACCGGAAUUCUGCAAAUUGGUCUGAACUUCCACCUAUAGCAUUGGAAACUAUUUAUACUUAUUUGAAUCGCACUGACCAAUUAUACAUGUCGUUAGUCUGCAAAGCUUGGUCAAACGAGUACGGGUCUCCCAAAGUGUGGAGAAAAAUAACUUACAAUUUAUUGCGGACAACACAAACUGAAACAUCGCCUGAGAUUAAAAUUGCUCGAAAGUUUGGAUGCAUGUUUAAAUACGUUGAAAUAAGCCAUGUAGGAGAAAGGCUCGGUCGGUCAACAGUUCUAAAAGCCAUGGAGCAACUGCAAUUGUUUUUAGAAGCACUGACAGAAUCUCAAUGUAAACUGUUCUCUUUCGUUUUUAAGAACAUGCAUAUGGUUCAUCAGUUUUUAAGCAACAGUGCUUUUACAAACUUGGUGAACAGCACAAUAAACUUUGUUAGAACACAGAAUACGCUAAGAAUUGUUGAAUUCCAUAAUACUUUUUACAAACGAGAUGACGCGGCUAAAAUACUCUCGGCAGUUUGUGAGAGCAACUCGAGAACAUUAAUGAAGCUUGUGCUACAAGGAUUCUCAAGAGACGCAUUUGACGAAGUCGAUGUCCCUAUAUCACCGCCUCAUUUAUUGUCAACCCCCUAUAUGACGAAUUUAACAACCCUCAAAGUCGACUAUUCUCAGUUUUUUGAAGAAAGUAUGCAGCAACUUCUCGAUAUAAAAUGUGUAGAAACUCAACUCAUGAAGAAGCUUUUAUUAAUCGAUGUACUAUGUGAGGGAUCUUUACCUGCACCGAUAAAAGGCAUUUCGCCAUUAGUGUGGAAACGCUUGAGGGAAAUGUGCCCGCAAUUAAGGAUCAACAUGAAUAUCUUAUACCAAACUCAAAUCCAGAAUGAUUUGACAAUUUAUUUGGUUAAUCAUAUCCCACUGCAACACUUGGUGCUAAAUUUGAGAACAAAUCUCAUCGAUACCAAUCUGAACAUCGACGUAAUUUUUCAGCAAAUAUGCAACUGCCGUGCUCACGAUUUCUUAGAAUCUUUAAGCAUAUAUUGGAUGCCUGCUGUUGGUGAUAUAUCAAGGUGCUUGAUUCCAUUUCUUCAGGUUUCCAAAAAGCUGAAGGCGGUUCAAAUGGGUCUUAAGUAUCCGGUAACCGGAAUUGAAGCAAUUUUUGAAUACCUGCUCAACCAUCAACCAGAAUCUUUGGAAUCAAUUUGCAUAACAGUAACCGGAGUUGAUGAAGUUAGUCAAAGGCAUCUGAUGGAGGUUGCCGAAGAAAUAUGUCCUGUACUUCAAGUCACUGGUUUAACGGUUAUUUUAUUAGUUUAUUCAUAA
Parasteatoda tepidariorum (common house spider) is the source of this 1462-nucleotide messenger RNA. RefSeq lists its product as uncharacterized. The record is from RefSeq and is a predicted model, not a curated record. Lineage: Eukaryota; Metazoa; Arthropoda; Arachnida; Araneae; Theridiidae.